Hypanus sabinus (Atlantic stingray) is the source of this 3219-nucleotide messenger RNA. RefSeq names its product thioredoxin reductase 1, cytoplasmic-like. Gene Ontology annotation, biological process: glutathione metabolic process; cell redox homeostasis; cellular response to oxidative stress. Gene Ontology annotation, molecular function: flavin adenine dinucleotide binding; glutathione-disulfide reductase (NADPH) activity; thioredoxin-disulfide reductase (NADPH) activity. Gene Ontology annotation, cellular component: mitochondrion; cytosol. NCBI's taxonomy places the organism in Eukaryota, Metazoa, Chordata, Chondrichthyes, Myliobatiformes, Dasyatidae. The record is from RefSeq and is a predicted model, not a curated record. Bases 184 to 1677 code for a protein of 497 amino acids. The transcript is spliced from 14 exons.
CUCCUUUGACGGAUUUUCAACAUCCUGAUGUAAAACGUUGUGUCCGCCUCACUUGCCAUUAUUCUGCCCGUAACCUUGUAGUGCGUUGUGAGGCAUCUGCGAGGCGUAGGGCACAUCGGUUCUAGAGGCUGGCACGGAAAUCCACAGACUUGCUAAGGAGGCAAACUUCACGAUCUGCUGGCAAUGAAUGAAGCCAGUGAAACACAGGGGACCUAUGACUAUGACCUGAUUGUCAUUGGAGGUGGCUCUGGGGGGCUGGCAGCUUCAAAGGAAGCGGCCUCAUAUGGGAAGAAAGUGCUCGUCUUGGAUUACGUCACACCCACACCUCGCGGAACUACAUGGGGUCUUGGAGGGACGUGCGUCAAUGUGGGCUGCAUCCCAAAGAAGCUGAUGCACCAAGCAGCACUUCUACAUCAGAGUCUCGAGGAUGCCAGGAAGUUUGGCUGGACCUUUGAGGAGAAAGUCCACCACGACUGGGCGACUCUGAGGGAAGCCAUUCAGAAUUACAUAGGCUCCCUAAACUGGAGCUACAGGGUUUCCUUGAGGGAGAAUGCUGUUACAUACGUAAAUGCUUAUGGAGAAUUUGUGGGACCUCAUAAGAUCAAGGCAAAAGAUAAGAAAGGGAAAGAAACAUUCUACACUGCUGAAACCUUUAUCCUAGCCACGGGGGAGAGACCUCGGUACCUGGGUGCUGAGGGUGAUAAAGAAUAUUGCAUCACCAGUGAUGACCUGUUCUCUUUACCCUACUGUCCUGGAAAGACUUUAGUGGUCGGAGCUUCCUACGUUGCCCUGGAGUGUGCAGGGUUUCUCGCGGGACUCGGGCUGGAUGUGACGGUAAUGGUUCGCUCCAUCCUGCUGCGUGGAUUUGAUCAGCAGAUGGCAGAUCUGAUCGGGGACUACAUGGAGUCCCAUGGAGUCAAAUUCAUUCGUCAGUUUGUACCAUUUAAGAUUGAAGAACUUGAAGCAGGGACACCAGGGAAGUUGAAAGUAACUGCUCGAUCUACAGUCAGCUCGGAAACCAUUGAAGGGGAAUAUAACACUGUAUUGCUGGCGGUCGGGAGGGACGCCUGCACCAAAAAUAUCGGCUUGGACAAAGUGAGAGUAAAAGUCAAUGAAAAGUCUGGCCGGAUUCCUGUCAAUGACGUUGAGCAAACAAAUGUACCGUACAUUUAUGCCAUUGGUGACAUUUUGGAUGGGAAGUUGCAGCUCACCCCAGUGGCCAUUCACGCUGGUCGCUUGCUAGCCAAGAGGCUCUAUGGAGGAUCUACUCUCAAGUGUGACUACGUGAAUGUGCCCACAACAGUCUUCACUCCUUUGGAAUAUGGCGCCUGCGGCUUUUCGGAAGAAGCAGCUAUGGAAAAGCUUGGGGAGGAGAAUGUGGAGGUCUAUCACAGUUACUUCUGGCCACUGGAAUGGACAGUCCCAUCAAGAGAUAACAACAAGUGUUAUGCUAAGAUUGUUUGCAACAAGCAAGAUCAGAAAAGGGUAAUUGGUUUCCACGUUCUGGGCCCAAAUGCUGGAGAGGUCACCCAAGGAUUUGGUGCAGCAAUGAAGUGUGGAAUGACGAAAGAGCAGCUCGACAACACAAUAGGGAUUCAUCCGGUGUGCGCCGAGGUGUUCACCACACUAUCAAUCACUAAAGAGUCGGGUGCAAGUGCCCAGGUGUCGGGCUGCUGAGGUUAAGCCCUGCUGUUGCCACAGUUGUUGCAUCGGUUCACUUCAUCCCCAGCUAACACUGUCCAGUCUGAAACCUUCACUUUUGAGACACGGUCCCACCCCGAAGGACUGGUGUUCACUGUAGGUUCCCUGACAGUGCGAGAUGAUGUUGAUACCGUCGACAGCUAGUGCAACGGCAGGGUUGCUGCUCGUUCCCCGAAGCAAGCUGAUGCAUUGCAGAGCAUCGUCCCGAUGCUGUCAUGAAGUCUCGGCCUGGAACCAGUUUCAAGUGGAAGGCUGCGGCAGAAGAUUGCAAGCACGGCUUGGCAACUCUCAGCGAUUCUGGGCAUGGUCUUCCAAUACCAUACCAACACAGACCAAAAUUUAAAGCAGGAAAACUCACGUAUUGAAUUGUCUGAUGUUUGUGUGUAUUCCUUUUUCGAAUAAUGGGGUUUACUUUUUUUUAAAUCAUCCUGCACAUUUCAAAUAUUCAUUGAAUUUUUGUAUGAAUAUUUUAUUAUUGCGCAUAAUAUAUUUUCUCCAGUUCUCUGUUCAGAAUAAUGGGAGUGCAUUUGGUAUUUACCUCAGCUUGAUCUGUUGCCGGUUUUACCUUCUCCCCCCCCUCCCCAAUAAACAGUUAAUGUGUGAAGCAGAGACACUGUACUGAUGCUGCAGUCAGUGCCUAAUUAAUCCCCAGUAUUAGAACUUCGUAGACAUUAAUUUUGUGCAGCAGUUCCUGAUGUUAAAAGGCACUGUCCCUCAAACAUUCUUGUGAUCACUGUAACCUCUGAAAAUUCUCUGUAGUAUCUUUUGCAUAUCACUCUCCAGCACAGAAAGAGCCCUGAAGCGACCUUCGCUGGCUUCUAGAGCACGUUGGUGAUCCCCUUUUAAAGGCAGCUGCAGUGCCGGUGAGUCACCUGCUGGAGUUGGUCCCUACCUAAGCUAAAAUCGUGGCAAGUCUGCAGUGGCAGACUGCCCAGAGUCCAGGGCACAAGUGCCUUGUGUAAAUGUAGCAUCAGGUGUGAUUUUAAAAAUACCUGUGUAAAUGUAAAGCUGUUUUGUUUCAUGGCUGCUGCUGUAACAUCAGCUGUACCUUAGGUUGCUGGCUUUUUAUAAAGGCCAAGCCACUUUGUACCGACGUUUCCUUUUGUACUCGGAGCUUGGGAAUAGUUUCUUUGCAGAACAUCCUGCCUGAAAAUUUUUAGGAAAAGUUAUUUCAAUGGAAAGCCUUGUUUGGAUAAUAAAUGUGAUACACUGUACCUCACAGAUCUUUCUGUCAAUUGUUAUUACGUUUGGUGCUGAAAGCAUGUUGGCUCCCAAUGUGAUGUCCAACCCUCCCAGAAGUACUCAGAUCUGUGGCAGAGUGGGGCUGGACCACUGACGACUACAACUCCCAGAGGCACCAUUCGGGAAGUUAAAGGAUUAUUACUCUUUUUUCAAAGACUGGUGACUAAUGUACCAGUGACACAAUUGUCUAUCAUGGUUAAGAUUUGAACUUCAUUGGCAUUGGUUCUAAAAUGAAUGUAAUUGACUUUGUAGAAAAUUAAAAUAGUUUUUGCUUGA